Otolemur garnettii (small-eared galago) is the source of this 2916-nucleotide messenger RNA. It is a transcript of the gene B4GALNT3, whose product is annotated as beta-1,4-N-acetyl-galactosaminyltransferase 3. The record is from RefSeq and is a predicted model, not a curated record. Gene Ontology annotation, cellular component: Golgi cisterna membrane. NCBI's taxonomy places the organism in Eukaryota, Metazoa, Chordata, Mammalia, Primates, Galagidae. Bases 1 to 2916 code for a protein of 971 amino acids. Gene Ontology annotation, molecular function: acetylgalactosaminyltransferase activity. The transcript has 19 exons.
AUGGGGAGCCCCCGGGCCGCGCCGCUGCUGCUGCUCCUGCGCCCGGUCAAGCUGCUAAGGAGGCGCUUCCGGCUGCUGCUGGUUCUCGCUCUCUUGUCCGUGGUGCUCUGGACUCUGUAUCUGGAACUGGUGGCAUCGGCCCAGGUCGGCGGGAACCCCCUGAACCGGAGGUACAGCAGCUGGAGAGAACUGGCCAAGGCUCUGGCCAGCAGGAAUAUUCCCCCUGUGGAUCCAAAUCUCCAGUUCUACCGUCCCCAGAGGUUGAGACUUGAGGACCAAGGUGGGAGCAGUAACAGCAGCUACUUGAAGAGGAACCGGCCUGUGCCCUGGCUCUCAGAGUUCCGGGGCCGUGCCAACCUGCACGUGUUUGAAGACUGGUGUGGCAGCUCCAUCCAGCAGCUCAGGAGGAACCUUCACUUCCCACUGUACCCCCACAUCCGCACUACCCUGAGGAAGCUGGCUGUGUCCCCCAAAUGGACCAACUAUGGCCUCCGCAUCUUUGGCUACCUACACCCCUUCACCGAUGGGAAAAUCCAGUUCGCCAUUGCUGCAGAUGACAAUGCUGAAUUCUGGCUGAGCCACGACGACCAGGUCUCAGGCCUUCAGCUGCUGGCCAGUGUGGGCAAGACUGGAAAGGAAUGGACAGCCCCUGGAGAGUUUGGGAAAUUUCGGAGUCAAAUUUCCAAGCCAGUGAGGGAGUUGCUAGGCUAUGAGACAGUCCUAAGGAUGGAUGAGGUGGGCCACAUCCCACAGACAGCAGCCAGCCACGUGGGCUCCUCAGACUCUCUCCCCCGGGACGAGCAGCCGCCUGCUGACAUGCUGCGGCCUGACCCUCGAGAUACCCUCUAUCGAGUGCCUCUGAUCCCCAAGUCUCAUCUCCGUCAUGUCCUGCCUGACUGUCCCUACAAACCCAGCUACCUGGUGGAUGGGCUCCCUCUGCAGCGCUAUCAAGGACUCCGGUUUGUUCAUCUGUCCUUUGUUUACCCCAAUGACUAUACCCGCCUGAGCCACAUGGAGACCCACAAUAAAUGCUUCUACCAGGAAAAUGCCUACUACCAGGACAGGUUCAGCUUUCAGGAGUACAUCAAGAUUGACCCGCCUGAGCAGCGGGGGCCAGAGCAGCCAGGUUUUGAGGAGGGCCUUCUAGAAGAGUCUCAGUAUGGAGAAGUGGCAGAGGAGACCCCCACCUCCAAUGACCAGAAUGCCAGGAUGCUGGAGAGAAAACAAACGCCUACCUCUACCCCCCAGCAGGAUGUCACUGACUACCACCUCCAAAACCUGAGGAGACUAUUGGCUCAGCCUCGCCCGGGCCUGCUGGCACCCUUUUCCAAAUGGAAUUCCACAGGUCUCUUCCCAAUGAGGACCAGCGACAUCCCAGUCCAGAAUCCGAAGAAGAGAAAGAAGAAACCUAGCCCUGAGCCCAGCCAAGUUUCACCUCAUUCUGACAAGUGGCCUCCUGGACACCUGGCAGGCAACCCACCUCCAAUGAAGAGGCCCAGGUCCACCAGUGAUGGCCCUAGGAAGACUCUUGGGCAGUCCCAGUGGCUGAACCAAGUGGAGUCAUACAUUGCAGAGCAGAGAAGGGGUGAUAGGAUGGAGCCUCAGGUCCCUGGGAGGGGUUGGCAGGGGGAGGAGGAAGUGGUAGCAGCUGCUAGCCAGGAAGGACAAGUGGAGGGAGAGGAAGAGGGGGAGGAAGAGGAAGAGGAUAUGAGUGACAUGUUCGAGUAUGUACCUGUGUUUGACCCAGUGGUAAACUGGGACCAGACCUUCAGUGCCCAGAAUGUCGACUUCCAAACCCUGAGGACUGACUGGAUUGAUCUGAACUGUAACACAUCUGGCAACCUGCUGCUUCCAGAACAGGAGGCUCUUGAGGUCACACGGCUCUUCUUGAAGAAGCUCAACCAGAAGAGCGGGGGGAGAUACCAGCUACAGCGCAUUGUGAAUGUGGAGAAGCGUCAGGACCAGCUGCGUGGGGGUCGCUACCUCUUGGAGCUUGAACUGCUAGAGCAAGGCCAGCGCCUGGUGCGGCUCUCUGAAUAUGUGUCUACCCGAGGCUGGCAGGGCAUUGAUCCAGCUGGUGGGGAGGAGGCUGAGGCCCGGAACCUGCAAGGCUUGGUCUGGGGCCCACACAACCACCGGAGGCAUGUCCUGAAUGUCAGAGCCUCAGAGCCCAAGCUGUGCUGGCCCCAGGGUUUCUCAUGGAAUCACCGAGUCCAAUGGGGACUCCUGACUCGAGGAGUGGAGAUGCUCAUCUAUGCCUUACCUCUGUUUCUCUCGUCCUGCCCGGCCACUGGGGUAGUAAAGAACCAGGCACGCUGGGUGCAACAAUUCAUCAGAGACAUGGAAAACCUGUUCCAGGUCACUGGCGACCCACACUUCAACAUCAUUAUCACUGACUAUAGCAGUGAGGACAUGGAUGUCGAGAUGGCGCUGAAGAGAUCCAAGCUGAGGAGCUUCCAGUACAUGAAGCUAAAUGGAAACUUUGAACGCUCAGCUGGCCUUCAGGCUGGCAUAGACCUGGUAAAGGAUCCACACAGCAUCAUUUUCCUCUGUGACCUCCACAUCCACUUUCCAGCAGGAGUCGUUGACACCAUACGGAAGCAUUGUGUGGAGGGCAAGAUGGCCUUCGCCCCCAUGGUGAUGAGGCUGCAUUGUGGGGCCACCCCCCAAUGGCCUGAGGGCUACUGGGAGGUGAACGGGUUUGGGCUGCUUGGCAUCUACAAGUCAGACCUGGACAGAAUUGGGGGCAUGAAUACCAAGGAGUUCCGAGACCGCUGGGGCGGAGAAGACUGGGAGCUGCUGGACAGGAUCUUUCAAGCAGGCCUGGAAGUGGAACGUCUCUCCCUCAGGAACUUCUUCCAUUACUUCCAUUCAAAGCGAGGCAUGUGGAACCGCCGCCAGAUGAAGAUGGUGUAA